Leptopilina boulardi is the source of this 1020-nucleotide messenger RNA. RefSeq lists its product as uncharacterized. Lineage: Eukaryota; Metazoa; Arthropoda; Insecta; Hymenoptera; Figitidae. The transcript has 6 exons. Bases 234 to 728 code for a protein of 164 amino acids. The record is from RefSeq and is a predicted model, not a curated record.
CAAUACUUUUUACACCUCCAAGUAUUGAAACAGAUUUUGUAACAAUUAUACAAAUGUAUCAGAGUUUCUAGACACGAUCAAACUACAUAAUGAGAUAGUACGAAGGUAUAAAAAAGAUAAUGAGAUUUAAAAUUAGUACAUUGCUGAGCAGAACUCGAAAGUGUAUAUCAUUUCUGUGAAUUAAGCAAUUACACAAGCAAUAGAUCUGGAUUUAAACAAUAUUUUAUUUAAAAAUGUUUAUCUUAAUGUCUCAAAGCAAUAAAUCUGAAUUUUUUUUUAAUGUGUUUUUUAUUGUAAUUACAAUGAUGUUACUUGGAAUUGAAAAAGUUAAUGCUGAUGAUAGUUCUCCAGCCUUUUUUCUGAAAAUUGCCAAAAAUGUACCUCGUAUUGGACGAAGUUCGGGGGCAGAAAAUUUUUUUUUGAAAGCUUCUAAAAAUAUACCGAGAAUUGGAAAACGUGAAGAGUCGUCAAUCCUCGAAAACGGAUACACGUCAUCUCCAUACAACAAUGAUAAUCAGUUUUUGAAAGCAACGAAAAGAAGAAUUGGUUAUCCUGCUAACACAGGUACGGAAACAUGGACUUGGGAACAUUUUCCUCUCGCAAUAGAAGGUCCACCUGAAUUAUGGAGAACACUUGCAAGAUACAGUGAUGAAAAAGCUUUUGAAUCAUCUGACGAUAUCGACAAUGAAAUUCUACAUCGAGAUAAGAGAGCAGAAGAAGAAAAUUAAUUCCAAAUGAAAACAUAAUAAUUCCUGAUAGAUAUUUCCAACUUAAUCAUCAAAGGUCAAUUAUUUUUAUAAAUGGAAUAAUUAAAAUAGAAAUUAACUAGUAUUUUGUAGUGUUAAAAAGUGUUAAAAAUUGUACGCACCUUCUUUAAAUAAAGAGCACAAUUUUUAAGACUUAAAAUUAAAAAAAUUUAUAAACGAACAAAAUUAGUUAUUACGAAUAAAUGUAAAUGUACCUGUAUUCAAGUUAUAGGUGUUGGCAAAAUAUCUAAUAAAAAUAUAUUAUAGACAAUAA